CCGGUAAAGGGGGAGAACUACAAAUGUGAGGCAGUAAGGGAGGAGCUCCCGGACCCCUAUAUAUCCAUGAUUUUCUUCCAAACAGUCAUGUCUUUCACAUCCUUGAUCCUCCACAAGCUGCCUGUAUAUCACCAAGAUGAAAGCUUUUGUGUUGCUGUGUCUGCUGCAUGCAGCUGCUGGCAUGACUGAGUUUAGCUGGAAUGGACCUCCGGCGGUAAAAGGAGACUCUCCCCCAACUAUCAUUCCAGGGGUAGAGCGAGACGUUUCCAUCACUGAUCCGGUGCACGCCUGCACAGUGGACAAGCUUUCUUGUGAGUGCUGCAAGAUGGUGGCAGAGACGAAGAGACUGAAGACGUACUUUGACUCAACUCUGACCCACCUCGAGAUGGAGUUAGAAAAGGCUAACAAAAGUUUUGCCACUCUUAAAGAUAGUCGAGUUGCCUUCUCUGUCUCUCUCUACCCUGGGGACAACUUUAAGUGCUACGGGCCGUUUGGUGUCGACACCGUCAUCACCUACCAGUACUCCUUCAUUAACCUUGGAAUGGCUUACAACAUGAACUCUGGGAUCUUUACCGUCACCCUACCUGGGGUCUACAGCCUGGCCGUGACUUCCUUCAGUGAUGCUGGGUCUCCCGGUAAUGUGUUGGCUGUCUGCACCAGCCUGCAGGUCAACGGCCAAGCAGUGGCUGCAUCCAGAGAACUCAACUGGAACGACCAAGAAGACAGCACAACCAUAGCUGUUGCUCUGAAACUAAACGCUGGAGACAAAGUGUCAGUCAAUUUGGCCAGGGGAUGUUUCCUCUGCGAUGACUAUAGCCACUAUAACACUUUCAGUGCUUUUUUGCUGUAUGCCGAUGCAUAAAUUAGGGCAUUUGCUCCCUUCUGUGUGUUGUGAUCUGAUCUUUAUAAGGAAAACCUUAUUUUAAAAGCAUUAAUUAAAGCAUUCAGCCUGGGCAACCUGAAAGCUUUCCCUCCACAAAAUGUUACUGUCCUUGCUUUGUAACAUACUUUUUUUCUCAUGAGAUUAUAGCAUUUCUUGACUGAUUCAUUGUCCAAACCUCUAAAUAUUCCAACCUUGUCAAUGGCUUUAAGACGAAAAAGUUUCCUUAUUUUGUGAUUUUCUUUUAACGUUUAAGUUGCCAUAUUUCUUCUAGACACCAGGAAGAGUAAAUAAAA
This is a messenger RNA of Cyprinodon variegatus (sheepshead minnow), 1176 nucleotides long. Its product is annotated as C1q-related factor-like. The transcript is spliced from 4 exons. The record is from RefSeq and is a predicted model, not a curated record. NCBI's taxonomy places the organism in Eukaryota, Metazoa, Chordata, Actinopteri, Cyprinodontiformes, Cyprinodontidae. Bases 137 to 862 code for a protein of 241 amino acids. Gene Ontology annotation, molecular function: protein binding.